Venustampulla echinocandica is the source of this 696-nucleotide messenger RNA. Its product is annotated as Mitochondrial peroxiredoxin PRX1. Gene Ontology annotation, molecular function: peroxiredoxin activity. The record is from RefSeq and is a predicted model, not a curated record. The transcript is spliced from 3 exons. Gene Ontology annotation, biological process: cell redox homeostasis; cellular oxidant detoxification; cellular response to oxidative stress. Lineage: Eukaryota; Fungi; Ascomycota; Leotiomycetes; Helotiales; Pleuroascaceae. Bases 1 to 696 code for a protein of 231 amino acids. Gene Ontology annotation, cellular component: cytosol; mitochondrion.
AUGUCUGCUACAGAGGAAAGACCAACGCCUCUUCGCCUGGGCUCCAUUGCUCCUAACUUUAAGGCCGAGACCACAAAUGGCCCCAUCGAUUUCCACGAGUUCAUCGGCGACAACUGGGUCGUUAUCUUCUCCCACCCAGAGGAUUACACCCCCGUCUGCACCACCGAGCUGGGUGCCUUCGCAAAGCUCGAGCCCGAGUUCGCCAAGCGCGGGGUCAAGUUGAUCGGCCUCUCUGCAAACACCGUCGAAUCCCACGGAGGAUGGAUCAAGGACAUUGAUGAGAUCGCGGGCAGCAAGCUGAGCUUUCCCAUCAUCGGCGACAAGGACCGAAAGAUCGCCUAUCUCUAUGACAUGCUGGAUCACCAGGAUAUCACCAACGUAGAUUCCAAGGGUAUCGCCUUCACCAUCCGCUCCGUCUUCAUCAUCGACCCCAAGAAGACUAUCCGCCUCAUCUUGUCCUACCCGGCAUCUACUGGCCGCAACACCGCCGAAGUCCUGCGUGUGGUUGAUUCUCUUCAGACCGGUGACAAGUAUCGCAUCACCACCCCAAUCAACUGGGUUCCCGGCGACGAUGUGAUUGUGCACCCAAGCGUCAAGAACGAGGAGGCAAAAACCCUUUUCCCGGACUUCCGCAUAGUCAAGCCAUACCUCCGAUUUACUCCUCUGCCCAAGGAUAAGACUUCUGCUGCGGUCUAA